UCCCUUCCUUCUAUAAAAUGGUGAAGCCAGUUGCUAUUGUUACCAUAAGAGCCAGCUCCGACUUUUCUUUAAUUUCAGUCCUAACGGGGUUUCCUCUCCCACUCAUCUUUGCUCUUCUCAGUCUAGCAGCGGUGGCACUGGCAAACCAUGCUGCUCAACCAGCACCUCAACUUUACUGGAACUCCGUCCUGCCAAACACACAAAUGCCAAGAGCUAUCAGUGAACUUCUGCAUCCUGACUCCACAAACGAAGAAAAGAGCACAAAUGUCAUGAAUGCUGUUGGGAAUGGAAAGCCAAUUGACCACAAGGGCAAACCUGAAAAUACUGCACUACCACAGCUAGCACGACGCCCAUUUUCUUACAAGAGUGAUGAUCGUCCCACUGACAAUCAACUCCAUUAUAAAAACGUAGCUAUUUUCUUCUUGGAGAAGGACAUGCGCCCUGGCACAACAAUGAGCUUCCAAUUCCCUAUAAAUUCAAACACGGCUACUUUCCUGCCACGAGAAAGAGCUCAAUCGAUCCCCUUCUCCUCUAACAAACUACCAGAAAUUUUCAACCAUUUUUCAGUGAAGCCAACAUCUGUGGAAGCCAAAACAAUUAAGCAAACAAUCGAAGAGUGUGAGGCUCCAGGCAUUAAGGGAGAGGAAAUAUAUUGCGCCACAUCUUUAGAAUCAAUGGUUGAUUUUAGCACUUCGAAGCUUCGAACAAGAAACGUUCAAGCGAUCUCGACGGAGGUAUUGGAAAAAGGUGCCACCAUGUCCAUGCACAAGCAUACAACAAUGCCGGGACUGAAGAAGUUGGCAGGUGACAAAGUCGUUGUGUGUCAUAAGCAGAACUAUCCCUAUGCUGUGUUUUACUGCCAUGUAAUAAAACCAACAGCAGCUUAUGUUCUCCCCCUGAAAGGCGAUGAUGGGGUGAAGGUUAAAGCAGUAGCCAUCUGCCAUCUAGACACAUCAGAAUGGAACCCAAAGCAUUUGGCCUUCCAAAUCAUCAAAGUUAAGCCCGGAACAAUUCCCAUCUGCCAUUUCCUUCCCACUAAUCAUAUUGUCUGGGUUCCGAACCACAAAUCUGCAUGAUCAUCACUUAGCACUGUACGUAUAAUAAGCUUGCACCCCUGUAUAAUUAUCUCCCUACUCUACUUAUUUCUGCCUCUUCAUGUGGUGUAAGAUAUAUGAUGAGAUGAAGUUUUUGGGAUGAGUGGUCGGGUUGCCUUAAAAACACAGAUUACAGAAACUGCUUGAACUUAACCCGAUCAUGUUUUCUCUUGUACUCGUAAAGCAUGCUGUUGUGGUUCUACUUAAUUUCGUUCUCCCCAAUGUUUGAGUGUUUAAUUGUUACGUUGGAAUAGGCUGCUAAUGCAUGUAGUUAGAGAAGCCUUCAUUUAUAUCAAAGUCCUCAAACUUGUAAAGAUAUCAAUGGUCCUAGUGCUGCCACGUGUAAGAAGAUUGAAGAAUAAAGCUGUUGAGAUAUUGUUAGACUUGUUAGGCAGUUUAGGAAAACUGUUAGUAUUGAUAAGAGAAGGUUAGAGAUGUUAGAGAGGUUAGAAAUCACGUGAACAAGGCUUUAACUCAGCUGAUAUAAAGUCUGUAGUUGUGCUCAGUUGAACUUAAUGAGAAAUACAACAAGUCUCUUCUCUA
Molecule: messenger RNA, 1637 nt
Organism: Prunus dulcis (almond)
Lineage: Eukaryota; Viridiplantae; Streptophyta; Magnoliopsida; Rosales; Rosaceae
Product: BURP domain protein RD22-like
Exons: 3
Coding region: 18-1076 (352 amino acids)
Source: RefSeq, a predicted model, not a curated record